GGGGCUGGCGCUGCCCGGGCCGGGAUUCCAUGCACGGAGCUGGGCGCUGCUGCUGCUGCUGCAUCCAAGCCCCUGGCCUCGGCCCCGAGCCGUCAGCGGCUGCCUGGCCUCGCGCGGGCGGAGCCGGUGCAUGAGGCUGCAGGCGCCCCCGGUGGGGCAGCCUCCGCGCAGAGGAGACGAGCCGCGCGCCGCGCCUUAGCUUCCCCGACGCGCUGUGGGGAGGGGGCCUCGGGUUGUUUUGCAAGCCCCGGCAGCACCGGGCUCUGGGGAGGGCGGCGGGGAAGGGAGGAGGCCUCGCUCUCUGCAUUGCAAGGGCGGGCUUCGCCAAGGGGGCUGCUAGUUAUUUCGUUUGCCUGGCUGUGCGAGCUCCCCACCGCGGCAGAGUAUUGGGGCGGGGGCCGUGGUCAGAUGAGCCCAGCCUCGCUCCAGAGCCCGGACCCUGCCACCUGAGGAAGGCAGCAAGGAGGGGAGCGCCCGCCCCGCCGGAUUUCUCCUUUUCAGAGAUUUGCUUUUAGUGCGACUGGCCGUGGGUUGGGGGUGCAACUUGGUGCAGAAUGACCCAUCCAUUGCAUCGGUGGCUAUCAACCCCCACCUGCCUACUCCACGUCUACCGCAGGUGACCCCGUUGGAGGCGAUUAUAUGGCUGGUGACCCUCCUUCUCCCAGGACACAAAUUUCUUCCUUCAUUUCCGACCCUCGGAUCCUGUCCACGUGAGGGGGAGAUAGGAAUCGCCUUCCAAUAUUUUAUAGGCGGGUUACAUUUUCGGACGGGUGUGUGACAUCCUAGAGCUGUUGAAUUUUUGGCUUGACUAUUGUGGCGUGCAUCUCUCUCCAAAGAGACAGAAGUUGCCUAGGCAGAGAGGAUUGAGCUACUUACAGAAUCCUUAAGCCAUAAGCUUUGCCAGUGAGUGGAAGAGAGCGUGUGUGUUAUUUAUUUGGUGCAUGGGUCUGAUUUUUUUUAAAGGGUAAAGUCUUCCAUGUGGUUUGCAAAAAGAAACUGAGUAGUUGUGGGCACAGUGUUGUAAAAGCUGUUUAAGUUCCUUUUCCCUAUAGCUGCAGCGGGUUGGGGAACUGAAGUCUGUGUCAUUUAACAACUUCCUCAUUUGUAAAGUUUUUGCUGCUUGGGUGGGGGUGGUAGGUCAGCUUGGUGUGUGCAAUUUACUACAUUGCUGCUAAAUUCAGGGGUUGGUGUUGCAUCCUUGCUUUAGCAAGGGGGUGGAGAAAGCUGAAAGCAAAUGAACUUAGGGAAGUGUUUUUAGCUGGAAGAAAUGGUUUACAAAUAUCUUUUAAAAUCCAGUCUUAAAUCAGAGAGAGCACAGUCAGGUUGAAGUUGAAUGCACUAAUAUUUAGGGGUUUGCAAAAAAAGGGAUAGGAGUUUUGCUGCUAGAAUUGCCCCCUAAAAAUUAUCCUAUAGUCACCAAAGUUUAGAGGGAGCCAGUUUCAAAUCCUUGUUAGCUUCUGAUUCAUCAGGGUCACUCCUGAGGGGAGAUGUGUCUGAACUGGAUAGCCUGAUUCAUUCCCCCUUGGGAGACAGGUGGGGAAGAGAGACUUGGGAUUCAGAGUGAAAACUCUUUGCUUUCCAAAUAGACUAGAAACUUUUCUUAACCCAGGCGUGAGAAGCUACCUGGACUUCAGCCGAAUUUAUCCUCUGCAUCAGGCUGCCCUUUGGAUAUAUAGGCAAUUCUCUUACCACUGUUGUAGCUGAGUAGGGGACAGGUAUGUGUGCACGUGCAUGGGGAGAAUGCCUUCUGCAAUGAUUCAAGCCAAAGUGGGUGUCUCAUUGGGUCUGAAGCUUUGAAUGUACCUGUGGACUUAAAGUAAGGCCCCAGGCCUGGAAUCCUCUUGGGAAUUGGAAACUGGACGAUCACCCCAGCUGGGGCGUGAAGAGAAGCUGUGUUGGAUACGUGUUGCCCUCUUGCCAUGGGGCACAUGCUGAGGAUGCAAAUGGCCUAUAUUCCUGCCAUGUUGGACACCUCUUCGGAGUGCUAACAGGCACUGUUUUACCCAGCAUCCUCUUGGCUUAACUGGAGUAGCCUGGUCUAUUGGAGGAGAAGCCAAGUAGCUCUGAUAGCUGUCCCACCUGUGAACAUGGAGACCAAGCUGCCCCCUGCUGGCACCCCUACCAGCCCCUCGUCCCCAGGGCUGUCACCUGUCCCCCCGCCUGAUAAAGUGGACGGUUUCUCCAGGCGCUCCCUGCGCCGUUCUCGUCAGCGUCGCUCUCACAGUUCAUCCCAGUUCCGCUAUCAGAGCAACCAACAGGAGCUGACCCCCCUGCCUUUGCUAAAAGACGUGGCAGUGGCGGAGCUGCAUGAGCUGCUGUGCAAGAAGCUCCAGCAAUGCUGCGUGCUCUUCGAUUUCCUGGACUGCGUGGCUGACCUCAAGGGCAAGGAGAUCAAGCGGGCGGCUCUCAACGAGCUGGUGGAGUGCGUGGCCACCAACCGUGGCAUCCUCAUUGAGCCCGUCUACCCUGAGAUCAUCAAGAUGAUCUCUGUCAACAUCUUCCGGACGCUCCCGCCCACCGAAAACCCUGAGUUUGACCCUGAAGAGGACGAGCCCAACCUGGAGCCCUCAUGGCCCCAUCUACAGCUGGUGUACGAAUUCUUCCUCCGCUUCCUGGAAAGCCCUGACUUCCAGCCCUCUGUGGCCAAGCGCUAUGUUGACCAGAAAUUCGUGCUGCUGCUGCUGGAGCUGUUUGACAGCGAGGACCCACGGGAGCGCGAGUAUCUCAAGACCAUUCUGCACCGGGUCUACGGCAAGUUCCUGGGGCUGCGUGCCUACAUCCGCAAGCAAUGCAACAACAUCUUCCUGCGGUUUAUCUACGAGACAGAGCAUUUCAAUGGCGUAGCCGAGCUGCUGGAGAUUCUUGGCAGCAUCAUCAAUGGCUUCGCCCUUCCGCUCAAGACGGAGCACAAGCACUUCCUGGUGCGGGUGCUGAUCCCGCUGCACUCGGUCAAAUCCCUCUCCAUCUUCCACGCCCAGCUGGCAUACUGUGUGGUGCAAUUCCUGGAGAAAGAUGCCACCUUGACGGAGCAUGUGAUCCGGGGACUGCUGAAAUACUGGCCGAAGACCUGCACUCAGAAAGAGGUGAUGUUCCUGGGGGAGAUUGAGGAGAUCCUGGAUGUGAUUGAGCCCUCGCAGUUUGUCAAGGUGCAGGAGCCACUCUUCAAACAAAUUGCUCGCUGCAUUUCCAGCCCCCACUUCCAGGUGGCAGAGCGGGCUCUGUACUUCUGGAACAAUGAAUAUAUACUGAGUCUGAUUGAGGACAAUUGCCAUACGGUGCUGCCUGCCAUCUUUGGCACCCUCUACCGGGUCUCCAAGGAGCACUGGAAUCAGACAAUUGUCUCCCUGGUCUACAACGUGCUCAAGACCUUCAUGGAGAUGAACGGGAAGCUCUUUGAUGAGCUCACGGCCUCCUACAAGGUGGAGAAACAGCAGGAGCUGAAGAAGGAAAAGGAGCGUCAGGAGCUCUGGAAGCAGUUGGAUGAGCUGCAGCUGAAGAAGCUGCAGGGUCUGGAGGAGGCACAAAUGAACCGGCUCAAUCUCCAGCACAGCCUGGGCUUGCAGAGUGGCAACAAGAGUUAGAGGUGCCCAGCCAGCCGCCAGCCCCUCCCCUGCCCAGCCUGUGCCAAACCAGAGCUGGCCCCUUCAUGCUGCAGGAGCCCAUGGCCUCCCAGCCAUUGCCAUCCCCAUCCCCAUCCCACCAGGGACAUGGAUCCAAAAUGGGACUGGAGGGAGGCACCCCUGCCUCAGCAAUUGCACCCCACUUGGGCUGGCACGUCUGCUAGUCACCUCUCCAUGGUGUACACUUAACACAUCACCCCACAUGACUUCCAUGGGUUCUAGCUGGCACAGGGGCAUGUUGUUGUGGGUAGCCCCAGUGCCUCCACUCCUUGGGGAUGCAGGGCCCAGUAUCAGCCCCUUGCUGAUGGGGCAGGGCCAGGCUAUGUCUUGGGGUAGGAGCUGAGUAAGGAUGCAAUAGAUGUGGGGGAUGUGCAGGACCUCUGGUGAAGGGGUCCCCAUGGCUGCUGGGGUGAAUUGCUGGUGAUUCCUCCCUUAGCGGUUACCUAUCUCAGCUGUUCUGGUCCAGAGAGCCACCUCUGACUGGCAUAUGGGCUAUAACAAGGGAGCUAGAUGGGGGAGCCAGUUUAGCCAUGCCCAGUGCAAGCUGAACAUCCCAGCCCCCCUGCCAUAGUGCAGUGGCUUGUGCCUGGCUCUGCUGUUGCGGAUGGAUGCCCCUCUCCCGUGUAUUUUAAAGCAAUAGACCCUCCCAUUCCAACCUAGGGUUCCUAAUGCAAGAGGGAAGGGAGAAGAGCCCUUUACUAGAGGCUAGGAGUUCAGUUCCUGUCCCCUGCCCCUCUGCAGGAUGGGUGUGGGGCUAGCAGAAAUGGGCAGGGUCCACUGGUGACCCUGGAUGUGGUGAGACUGAGCUGCUGUUAUGGGAAGAACUCUGAAAGAUGUCAGCUGAGUCGUGCAUUGAUCCUUCUCCACCUGUCUCCUUGGCUCAUUGCUGCAGCCCCUGGGGCAGAUCCAUCCCUCAGCCCUGGAGUCUGCUGCCCAAAACCUGGCAAUUUGCUUAGUGGGACAUUUUCUGAGUUCCCCCUAUUGUGCACCCCACUUCACUCCCCUACAGAAACAGCUUGGGGGAGAUCUCCCUGUCCCAUAUUAAUACAAGCCACAAUCCUGACCCCAUUCAUCAGCACACCCCAUUAUUCUUGCCAUGCCACCCCAUCUGAGUUCCCUGCACAUACAGCAUGGGGGAGAUUCCCCCCCAUAUAGCUGUGCACAAUCUUGACUCCCCUGCACAAACAUAUUUUGGGGAAAUUCCCCUGUCACAUACCCCCCCAUGCCUCAGUAGAAUCCAGGCUUCUAUAGGAUUCUGCAUUCUCCCCAUCACUGCCCCAAGAGGGAAAUUUUUCCCCUGAUAUAAAUGCCCAGAUGGCAGGCAUGUUGGAGGGGGCGCUGUAGUGCCCCCAGAUGGAGGACCAGCUGCCACGGAUGUGAGGACAGAGGGAGUUAAUGGGGAGGCUGGGAUGGGAAGCCUGUUGUCAGCUUCUAUCUGACACUUUUUUGGGGGGGAGGGGGGACAAUGCUAAAGGAGUGGGAGGAAAGCGGCUGGGGAACUGGACCUGGGGUCCAUGAGGGUGUGGGUACCCCUCCCUGGAGAUGGGAAGGAAGAGAGCAGGUUUGUAGGCUCAGUCUCUCCUGACUCCCUCCCCCCCCUUGUCUUGGUUCAGCUCUUGGGAGCAUAUUCCUUAUUGCCAUGACCCCUCACCCUAGCAGCUGUCAGCUGCUGCCAUCACUUCAAAAGUUGCUUCCUUUUCAAUUCUUGUUGGAAAUGUUUGUGGCAGUCUUUUCAAAACACACCCCUUCUUCAAAUGGUGCAGUGUGCAACAUGCCCCCAGAUCGUACAGUCAGUAUACCAUCUAAACAAGGAAGGUGUAUGGUCCAUUCUGCUUUUCCCCCCCAUGGGGAGUAAUCAAGUCAGUCCAGCCAGCCCCUUUCCCAGCUGAGAGUCUGAAUAGACUGUACCAUCUAGGGAAAUAAAGGGGGGAGGCUGAGAAGAUGACUGUUGGAAGUGGUCUUGGAGUGGAUUAUACCAUCUGGCCUCCAUUGUUGCCUGUCUGGGUCUAAAGAGGGAGGGUCUGCAUAUGGAAGGUAGAGAAGGGUGCUGAAUAAUCUGUACAAUUUGGAGGGGCUAAAUAGGCUGUGCCAUCUCAGGAGAUGGGGGGAGAGGAGAGAGGUUUAGGACUGUUCCAUUCUGGGAGAUGGGGGAACAAUAUGGAAUAGCAUUGCUGAGUUGGGGAAGUUAAAUGCAAGUCUUCCAACUCUUAACAACUGGUGAGGGGGAUUAGACUAUAUGAGAGGGAGGUUGGACUUGGCCAUUCCAGCUAUGGGUGCAUAGUUUCUACUGUAUGAAAGGAAGUGUGCUAAAUGGAAUCUUCCAUUGCUGGGGACAGGAGCAGUUGACUGCUCUGUGGCAUAUUGAAUAAUAGACUAUACCAUUUGGGUGGGUGGGUGUCACCUGAAAGUCCUGAAUAGACUGCCAUUUGAAGGGGGUGUUGAAUAGACUUACCAUCUUUGAGUAUGGGGGUUGAGAAAUGCUCAAUUUCUAAUCCUGUUGAGCCCAUGCUUUUCCAUCUUCAAUGUCUUAAUUUUCUUCCCAUCUUCAAGUGCCGGCGCUGGCCAAAAGGCAUCCCGGGUAUCACAUCAUGCCCUUGAUAGUAGGCAUGACUUAAAAUAUUUAACAGUUCCCUGGUGGGAGGGGUUAUUUUUUAAUUACUAUUUUAUUGGUGGGAGUAGUGGGAUAUUUUUAAUUUAAACCUUAAUUUAUUUGUAGCCACUCACGCCAUGCAGUGACUGUAGUAACUGGGUGCACAAUUGUCUUAGAUACAGCAGCAACGUAGUUACCAUGAGAGGAAUUGGGUUGGGAAUGGACACCAGGGGUUAUUUUUGAGGGAGGAGGAAUUCAGGGGGAAGGGCUGAGUUUAAAAAAAACAAGAGGUUAAAUUACUAUAUUUAAGAUGAUUUAAAGUUGCCCUCCUUCCUCUCUCCCUCCCUCCCCUUAUUUUUGUUUGCUGGAUAAGUCUGAAUUCAAUAAAGAGAUACUUUCAUGUC
Molecule: messenger RNA, 6614 nt
Organism: Pelodiscus sinensis (Chinese soft-shelled turtle)
Lineage: Eukaryota; Metazoa; Chordata; Testudines; Trionychidae
Gene: PPP2R5B
Product: protein phosphatase 2 regulatory subunit B'beta
Biological process (GO): signal transduction; protein dephosphorylation
Cellular component (GO): protein phosphatase type 2A complex; cytosol; nucleus
Molecular function (GO): protein phosphatase activator activity
Source: RefSeq, a predicted model, not a curated record